AUAUAUAUUAUGUUACAUACAUUUAUUUUUAUCAGUGAUACUUAGAUUUCAACGCUCUGAGUAGUUUUAUCGAAUGUUGGUGCCGUCAGUAAAUAUAUUUAAUAUUAUUAAUAAACACUUUUAACAAUUAAAAAUAAAAAAAAGAUCAAUGAAAUUUUUAACAAAACUCAACAAAUUAGAAUAAUAAGCGCAGUUACAUAAAGUUCAAGUGAAGAGUAAAAUGAUGAUGUAGAAAUUGAAGCAGAGUUUUAUAACCUAUAUUCAAACGACAAUUUAAUCACGUAGCAAAUUUUGAUAAAAAAAUGGCUGAAUAUUCAAGAGAAGUAUUAAAACUUAUCGUCGCCCAAAUAUGCCAAGCUGUCGGUUGGCAAUCAGUGCAUACAUCUCCCCUGGAAAUAAUGGUCGAUUUACUGGAUGAGUACUUGCGCCAAAUGGGCCAGAUUUCUCACAAUCACGCAGAAAUACUUGGACGUAUAGACAUUGACCUACAAGACGUGGGUCUAAUUUUCCAGAACAUGAACGUUGAGCUUGAUCAGCUGGCAGAGUACGUAAAAAACGCCGGAUCAGUUCCUUGCGUGAUCCAAGUUCCCAAGUACCCGAUUCCUCGCAAGGAUCAUUUUAAUUUCAUGGAUCCUGAAUUUUAUAAGCGCCCAAUGUACCCCAACUUCAAGGAAUUGUCCGAUGAGGAAAAAGAAAUAUUUGAAGCUAAGAAUAUAAAGAUAAAUAUAAAUAACAAUCAACGCGACGUAAUUAAGCGACCUGGAGAUUCUCUGUUUGGAGGUUUAGCUUCGGGUAAACGGAGCAAACCGAGCAGCUCUAAAUUAAUGAGAAAGGUCCAUAGUGUCGUGAUGACAACUUCGGGUUUUUUGGCACCGGUUUGCGAAGGUAAGUUACCGGAAUCAUGGACUUCGGCAAAAAAUCAUGGAGAGUUUUAUGAAGAGCCUGAGAUUAGUAUUAUUAAUGAGUACAAAAAUGAAAAUUUAGAGUUACCUGUAAGAGAAUCUACAAAUUUAAUUAUUAAUACAGAAAUUCCUGAGAUUAAAAUAUCUAAAGUUGAAUCAUUAGCAAAUUUACCACAAGAGCGAGAAAAAUGGAAUGUAAAUUCAGUAAUUACUCCAAAUUUAUUUCCAGAAAAUCAAUUGAGCUUAAAAAAUAAUCAAAUUACUGACAAAAAUGAUAAAUUGAAAAAAUUUAAAGAAAAAAACAAAAAACACAGAAAUAAUAAUAAUAAUAAGAAAAAAAUAAAAGACGAUGAUGUAAUAAUUGUUUAUCCUCUUGAUACACCUGUACGUCAGUCUUUAGAAAAAAAACCAAUUAAAGAUAGGAAUAUAAAACUUUCGUCAAAUACUUAUUCUCCAAUUUUAGCCUCUGGGAAUUCUAAAAUUUCUAAUGAAGAAAAGAAGAAAUAUAAAGCAGGUACAAAAAUAAAUUCAGCGAAAUCUUCUGAGGAUCUAGUUGAGAAAGUAACACUUAAAUUUCCUGAAGAAAUUGACGAUGCUGAAUCUGACUUGGUAAUACUUCCUUCGCUGGUAGUGAAGAGAAAAAUAAAGCAGAAGAAAAUUUUGAAGAAUGUUAAAAAAAGAAGGAAACAGCUGAGGGGAGAAGUUCCGGUUGUUGCUCCUAAAUAUGGCCUAGACGGUGAACGAAUUUGGAUUUGCCCUCCUUGCGGUAGGGAAGACGACGGAACUCCGAUGAUUGGUUGCGAUGAUUGCGAUAUUUGGUACCACUGGGUCUGCAUUGGGAUGCGGGUACCGCCGCCUGAUGAGGUCAAUUGGUACUGCAAACCGUGUCUAGCCAAAAAACGCAAAGAAGGUACUGGUGACAGCAAGAAGAAAUCGCAAGGGGUUAUUUUAUAAGCUGAAUUUUGUUAUUGGUGAACGUAGUUGAGUUUUCUUUUCGAAAUAAGAAUUUUUUGUGAGACUGUUAAGUUUUUGUAAUGAAAAUUGCGACUUGCAAUUUUUUUUAGAAA
Messenger RNA from Cotesia glomerata, 1969 nucleotides. RefSeq names its product transcription initiation factor TFIID subunit 3-like. Gene Ontology annotation, molecular function: protein heterodimerization activity. The record is from RefSeq and is a predicted model, not a curated record. The transcript has 2 exons. Gene Ontology annotation, cellular component: transcription factor TFIID complex. Lineage: Eukaryota; Metazoa; Arthropoda; Insecta; Hymenoptera; Braconidae. Bases 303 to 1856 code for a protein of 517 amino acids.